GGGUUUAAACGGUCGAUGAAACUUGAAACCAUGAAAAGGUAUGCUUUAAGUAGUAAAUACCCGUAUGCAAAUUCAUAUUUAAAAAUCAACGUAGAAAGCGUGAGUUAUCGAAUCGUUUGUCGGCUACUAAGGCGUCAGAUUCCCAUGAUGUGUGAAUUCUGUAUAGACGAAAUGUUUGCAAUUCCCAGAUUGGAGAUAUUACAUUAAUGAUGAAAUGUACUUUUCUAUUGAAGUCAGGAUUUUCUUUAUAUUCCUUAUCACAGGAAUACAUGUUUUGACAUCCAAAGCUCAUGAUGAUGGUACUUUAUAUGCCAAUCUGAAAGAUCGCGGACUCCUUGACCUGGAGUACACACAUUUGCAGCAUGAUUCUGAUUUACUCAGGGACCGGUCCAAACGAGAAGCCUCCUCUGCACAUCUAGUGAAUGCUAUUCAGUUGGAGUUUGAAUAUGCCAAAGAAAGUUAUAGACUGGAGCUGACUUCCCCAGAAGAGAUUUUACAUCCGUCUGCUGAGAUACUGACAUUUACUAAUGGUUCGUCUCUUCAGUGGACAGGUGCUCAUCCAGAUUGCUUUCUUACCGGAAGUGUGACAUCACACAAUGGCAUGGCCACGCUGUCUAUCUGUGAUAAUGUGAUGGGCAUUGUGAGAACUGGAAAGUUUACCUUAUAUAUGGAGUCAGUUCGUGAAAGUAGUACCAACCAUAUUCCAGUUGUUGUGGGGCGUCAUAGAGAAGAUAUUAUUCCUACAUCUCUCACAGAUUAUUCACCAGAACAAAACGAUCAUAACUAUGGGAGAUCUAGACGAUCGGUGACGUCACAUAACAUCACGAUCGAGUUGGCGGUUUACACUGACGCGGCGUACACGCGAUCCAUGCUGGUUACAGACUUCUCUCAAAGACUACAGCAUAUCCUUCUCAAGUACCACGCUGUUCAGAUGGAGUGGUCGAGAGCAGAAAUGCUGGGUUUCAACGUUCGAAUAGUCUUGAAAAGAGUCCAGUUCUUUGAAACAAACCCGAUAUGGUAUAAUUCGUCCACAAAUCUGCUAGGUAAUGCUCUGAGCGAGUUCUGCUUGGGAACAGUAAACGAUGGACCAUACGAUGCCCGUUAUUUGCAUGUUGGACUGACAAACUUGGAUGUCCGGGGCCGCGCCUAUCAGAACUCCGUGUGUGACCAGCGGUACAGCUGCGCAGUAGAUAGUUCUACAGAUGCGGCCAGUUUUGCGGCUACGGCGCACGAGCUUGGACACCUAAUGGGUAUGUAUCAUGACGCCGAUCGUGGGUGCACCGGAAGUGACAUAGGUUUGAUGGGAGGAUAUGGUACCGGAUGGAGCACUUGUAGUAAAACCGACAUGACAAAUUUAUUAAAUUCAGGAAAUAAACAUUGCCUAUGGGAAGAAAACAUUCCGUUAGACGACGUUCCGCGGGACAUUCUAAACCAGCGUCUCAUUCCAGAGAUACCAGGGCAGAUGUAUUCACCUGACGAAGUAUGUGAGCUGAAGUACGGUGCUGGAUACCGUUUCCGGAAAUAUCCGAAACUUGGGGUUUGUGUUUUGUUCAGCUGUGCAAAUCACAACUAUCUUCAAGUUAAUUAUGGACAGAUGUUCAAACAAUAUACUUCUAUAUUUGGUAUGCACUGUGGCACAAAUAAGAUUUGCUUUAAAUUGGAAUGUGUUGCUGCUGCAACUGCCAAGCUGGACAGCCUGGUAGAACGGCAGGGAGGGUGGAGCCAGUGGGGGCCCUGGACGGGGUGUACCAGAACGUGUGGACGUGGGAUAAACUCCAGAAGCCGGAAGUGUGACAACCCACCUCCUAUUAACACUGAGGGUUGCCCUGAAGAUGGAUAUGAAGCGGAAACAUGCAAUGCAGAGCCUUGUCCUGGUGAUAGCUCCGAUCAGACGAUUCUGUGGAACCAGCGAGCUGGAGAGACGUGUAAACGAUUGAGGGACCACGAUGUAAUCAGCCCUGAACUGUACAACGAGACGGGCUCCAGGUACUCAGAUACAGCUGACGGCCAGUGUGAAGUAACCUGUGAGCCCGUUUCUGGGUACACUAUCCCAACAUUCACCAGGUUUGGAUUUAUGCCGGAUGGAGUUAGUUGCAUUGGCGGAUCCAACACUUGGGACUUGAAUAACUGGCCUCGGAAUUCUGGAUCGUACUAUAUGUGCCUAGACGGUUUUUGUCAAAGAUUUGGUUGUGACAAUCGGAUGAAUGGAAAAUAUUUGGAUGAAUGUGGAGUUUGUGGGGGAGAUAACUCUUCCUGUGUUGUGAUAUCCAGAACUGACACAAAACAACAAAACCAAGGUGAGCGUCGCACUCUUGCAAGAAUACCCGCUGGAUCUUAUAAUAUCCAGUUCUGGUUUACAUAUGGAGAUAUGAGACAGAACUUUAUAGAAGUAUAUGACAAACAUGGAGACGUCAUCUUAGCCAGCCGAAUCCCCAGUUCCUGGCAGUGGGAUACGAGGUCCAACCCUAUUAUCUUUGCUGGAACCAAGUGGUAUUAUUUCUUCUAUUACCAGUUUCUCCAUGUUAAGGGACCGCUGACAGAACCUUGUGAAAUAAAGUUGUAUCAGCACGAUAUAUACAGCAAUACCGGUGUUUACUAUUCUUAUUCGGAAUCUAAUGCAGUGACUUUGGAAUGUGGAUUUGAGUCAGACUUCUGCGGGUGGUCGCUCACACGGUUCUUUAGAAUGGAGUAUGGUUCCAAUGAGACCGCCAUUCCAGUCCCUGAAAUAUACUUUGGAGAGUACUUCAUUCACUCCACCAGUCAAACUGAUGACGUGUCUGCGACAAUAACUAAACACGGUAUUCUAGGAUCCAGUAACGACCAAUAUCUCACGUUUAAUUAUUAUGUCACUGGAAUGGGUUCCAAUAUUACGGUAUCGUGGAAUGAAGAUGUCAUAUGGGCAUUAAACAAUUCACAACUCAACUUGUGGGGAUUUGCAACACUUACUAUAUCUUCUCUUGAAAUAUAUCAGAUAAAGAUUACCUGUACAACGAAAGUUCAGGAUAGCGGUGAAAUAUCACUGGACAACCUCAAACUGUCCUCUGAUCCAAAACCGUACUGUGAUCAGAAAAAUGGAUGUGACGGACAAACCACUGAUUUGCCAAUAGUGACGUCACAAUCGGCGACUGAUGCAACCAGAGGGGAAAUAGAGGAUUCAAGUAGCACAGGAACAUCUUCAACAACACCCAUCCAGUCAACUAAAACUCCCAUCCCGUCUACAACACCCAUCCAGUCAACUAAAACUCCCAUCCCGUCAACAACACCCAUCCAGUCAACUAAAACUCCCAUCCCGUCUACAACACCCAUCCAGUCAAUCACUCCAAUCAAGACAACAGCAACUCCUAUGCCAUUAACAACACCCAGCCAGUCAACAACAUUCAUCCCGUCAACAACAUCAUCCAUCCAGUCAACAUCAUCCAUCCCCUCAACAACAUCAUCCAUCCAGUCAACAACACCAUCCAUCCCCUCAACAACAUCAUCCUCUCAGUCAACAUCAUCAACCAUCCAGUCAACAACAUCAUCCAUCCAGUCAACAUCAUCACCCAUCCUGUCAACAUCAUCACCCAUCCAGUCGUUAGAUACGUCGACUCACGGAGCCCCAACUAAAGAUUCCAGUAGUCCGCUAGUAUCUACAGCAAAGACAACCCCAUUAGCAGAGCUGUCUACCUCGGGAGCUCCAUCCACUGACAAAACUCAGGACAAAACAGACGUAAGCAGUGAAACAACUACACCAAUGUCUACAGUAGAUAUCACGCCAGUGUGGUCAUCCACAAUUACAGACAUGACGACGGUCAUCACAACGGAUGCAGCCUUUGAAUGGAAAUUCGUUGGAGCAGUCACUGGAAUUGCUGUCGGACUAUGUGUUAUCAUAUUGGUUGUUGUGAUAGUUGCCUGCUAUUGCAAUUGCUCGUGGUGUAAAGCAAAGGCUAAGCACAGGGACAUUUACAGAGUCUCCGGGCUUUUUGAUGGUGCUUCCAAACCUCUCAGUACUGGAUCAAAUAUAGACACCAGCGAUAUCAAGAUAUAUUUCCACACUGACAAUAAUUCAAGAAUUGAAACAAAAGCGUGACCCAAGCACAAUGCACAUUUUAGGAUAUCUGUCAAAUGUGUUUCUUUUUCAUGCACAAUAUUCAUAAUGAGUAUUAUAAGUUAUACCUGUUUCCCAUGUUGUUUUAUAUAAUAUUUAUUUAUUUUUAUACUAUAGAAUAUACAAGUUCUGCAAUAAAAUAUCCAAAAAACAU
Messenger RNA from Ostrea edulis (European flat oyster), 4241 nucleotides. RefSeq names its product A disintegrin and metalloproteinase with thrombospondin motifs 7-like. The transcript has 29 exons. Bases 215 to 4069 code for a protein of 1284 amino acids. Gene Ontology annotation, cellular component: extracellular matrix; membrane. Gene Ontology annotation, molecular function: metalloendopeptidase activity. NCBI's taxonomy places the organism in Eukaryota, Metazoa, Mollusca, Bivalvia, Ostreida, Ostreidae. Gene Ontology annotation, biological process: proteolysis; extracellular matrix organization. The record is from RefSeq and is a predicted model, not a curated record.